Molecule: messenger RNA, 2859 nt
Organism: Spirodela intermedia
Lineage: Eukaryota; Viridiplantae; Streptophyta; Magnoliopsida; Alismatales; Araceae
Source: the annotation of a GenBank genome assembly
AUGGAUUCCAGCGACGACCUUGAUGCAUCCGCCUCGCAGAGGAAGAAGCGCUUUCACCGCCACACCCCCAGGCAAAUACAGGCGCUCGAAGCGUGAGUUUUCUCUCUCUUCUGCGCUUUGUCCUUCUGCUGUCUCCUCCUUUCGGAAGUCGAGGCGACCUAGAUCAGGAAGGCCCGUCUGUUUUCAGGAUGUUUAAGGAAUGCCCCCACCCGGACGAGAAGCAGAGGAUGCAUCUGAGCAGGGAGCUGGGGCUGGAACCCCGCCAGAUCAAGUUCUGGUUCCAGAACAGGCGGACGCAGAUGAAGGUUUGCUCCUCUUUUUCACCUCCAUCGACCUCUUCCACCCCCCACCCCCGUUCGUUCUUUCUAUUCAUGAAUGGGGGACCUGCUUCCUUUCGCAGGCUCAGAACGAGAGGGCGGACAACUCCUCUCUGCGGGCGGAGAACGACAGGAUCCGCUGCGAGAACAUCGCCAUGAAAGAGGCGCUGAGGAGAGUCGCCUGCCCAACCUGCAGCGGCCCUCCCGAUGCGGAGGACUCUUUCUUCGACGAAGAAAAGCUCCGAUUGGAGAAUGCCCGACUGAAAGAUGAGGUCAGAACCAGGAACUCCCUUUUCAUCCCACCGAUGAUCACAGCCACAGCCAUGUGACGGGUUCUGCAUAGUUGCAGUUGUAUAGAAUCUCCAGCAUUGCCUCCAAGAACCUGGGAAGUCCGAUCCCCCAUCUCCCACGAGCCCACCGGAUCCCCAUUUCCUCGCUGAGCUUAUCAGUCGGAGGCCAUGGCGUUUCCCCCGUUCAUGCCCCGUCCCUGGACAUUGAUCUCUUGUCUGGGAGCUCCCCUUCAGCUCCACCGCGGUCGUUCCCAUCGGCUGGCAUCUCCGAGGAGGAGAGGUCUCUCAUGGAGGACGCGGCCUCCAGCGCGAUGGCGGAGCUGAUCAGGUUAGUCCAAGCGGAGGAGCCGCUGUGGACGAAAUCGGAGAACGGCGACAGGGAGAUCCUCGAUUCGGAGAGCUACAACAGGAUCUUCACUGGAGCGAGGAACCAGCCGAGGGAUCCAGAUCUGCGCCAGGAGGCCUCCAGGGCCUCCUGCGUAGCCAUGACAACCGCCGUGUCUCUGGUCGACAUGUUAAUGGAUUCGGUAAAUACCUCCUCUCUUCUUCUUGGUCUUCACCAAUCAGUUUGGAGGAUCUGAGUUCGGAGUAACCUGGGCGCCCUUUGGUUGCAGAGCAAGUGGAUGGAGCUGUUCCCGACGAUCGUCUCGAAGUCGAGGACGAUCGAAGUCCUUUCGAGUGGGAUCGGAGGAAGAAGUGGGUCUCUGCUGCUGGUACUCCUCGGAACUCGCCGCCGUCGUCUUCGACCUACGCUUGUCCCCGUUUUCUGAUCCGCUGAUCGACGCAGAUGUACGGGGAGCUGCAAGUUCUUUCCCCAGUUGUCUCUCCCCGGGAUUUCUUCUUCCUGCGUUACUGCCGACAGAUCGAUCAGAGUACAUGGGCCAUUGCCGACGUCUCCCGAGCAAACCCAUCUCCAGCGUCUCCUCGCUGUUGGAAGCUUCCAUCGGGCUGCGUAAUUCAAGACAUGUUUAAUGGAUAUUCGAAGGUGUGAACGAACUCCUCUAGAUUCUAUCAAUCUGUAGCAGAUCUCAGCUUCUUUCGAUUUUACUUCUAGUUAUGUAUGUUCUUCAGUGGUAAGAUCACAGAUCAAAUAUGUGAAUUUACUUAUCGUAGAUUACUUGGGUCGAGCAUGUGGAGGUGGAAGAGAGAUUUCCGAUCCACCAGCUAUACAGAGGGCUCGUCAUGACGGGCGUCGCAUUCGGGGCCCAGCGGUGGGCGGCUACCCUCCGGAGGAGCUGCGAGCGGUGGUCCGCCUGUUCCGUGACCCACGGCGGCGAUUCUGGUAGGGUGGUUCUUGUUGGCGGCGCCUAUCUUCAGCUCCGGUCGUCUCGGAGAAGAUGAGCUCUGACCUCGGUGGAUCAUCGUUGGUUGCACCAGGCGCACUCUCCGGCGACGGGAAGCGGAGCAUGAUGAAGCUUUCUCAGCGAAUGGUAAGCAACUUCUGCGCGAGCAUGAGCGCCGGGGACGGUCACCGGUGGACGACCACGCUCUCCGGGCCGGACGACGUCGGCGUGCGAGUCGCCGUCCACCGGAGCGUGGACCCUGGCCAACCCAACGGCGUCGUCCUCAGCGCCACCACCUCGGUAUGGCUCCCCAUCCCGCCGGAGAUCGUCUUCGGCUUCCUUAGCAACGAACAGACUCGCCCUCAGGUGCUUCCCUGCCCUAAUUCCCUAUAGUUGAAUCUUCAAGGGCAUCUCCCUUCCCCUCUCUCUCCAGCUUGCGUUCUUCUUUUCAUCUUCGCAGUGGGACGUUCUCUCCAAUGGCAACUCGGUGCAAGAGGUCGCCCACAUCUCCAGUGGGCAGGACCCGAGGAACUGCAUCUCUCUCCUGCGGGUGAGCUUCUUCUCCUUCUUCUUCUUCAGUCGGUUUUCCAGGAUUUGACCUGGGCGAAUGAGCGAAUGGCGCAGGGCCUCAACGCCAGCGAGAGCACAAUGCUGAUACUCCAGGAGAGCUGCACCAACCCCUCGGGGUCCCUGGUGGUCUAUGCCCCCAUCGACAUCCCGGCGAUCAACGUCGUGAUGAGCGGGGAGGACCCCUCGCGGUUGCCGCUGCUGCCGUCGGGGUUCGCCAUAGUUUCCGACGAGGGCGAGUUCUCCGGAGGGAACGGGUCCUUGGUCACAGUGGCGUUCCAGAUACUAGUCAGCAGCCUGCCAUCCGCCAAGCUGAACAUGGAGUCCGUGGGGACAGUGAACAACCUCAUCAGCACCACCGUGCAGCAGAUAAAGGCCGCCUUGAAUUGCCCCGUCGUCUGA